UGCCCCGCCCCCUGCCCUCUCGUGCCUGGCCACGCCCCCUUGCACAUUUCCUCUCCCCUCCGCCUCCUCCCUUUCCCCCCUCUUCCAAGGCGCAUGAGAGAUGUCUGCCACCAGUGUUGACCCCCAGGCUCAGCAAAAUGAAAAGUUUUUCUCUCUCUUUAUCUUACCAUGUACUAUGAUUUGACAGAGACCGAAAGGACAAGAUAAUAAAGUGCAAAAUGGUUCACUUCAUCAAAAGGAUACAGUUCAUGACAACGAUUUUGAGCCUUACCUUUCUGGACAGUCCAAUCAGAAUAACAGCUAUCCAUCAAUGACAGAUCCUUACUUGUCGAGUUAUUACCCUCCUUCUAUUGGUUUUCCCUACUCUCUCAGUGAAGCACCAUGGUCAACUGGAGGAGACCCUCCUAUCCCAUACCUCACUACCUAUGGACAGCUCAGUAAUGGUGAUCAUCAUUUCAUGCAUGAUGCUGUUUUUGGACAGCCUGGGGGACUGGCAAACAACAUUUAUCCCCACAGAUUUAAUUUUUUCCCUGAAAAUCCCCCCUUCUCAGCUUGGGGAACAAGUGGGUCCCAAGGUCAGCAGACUCAAAACUCUGCUUAUGGGAGCAGUUACAGCUACCCACCCAGCUCUCUGGGUGGUACUAUUGUGGAUGGGCAGACAGGAUUUCAUAACGAAACUUUAAAUAAAGCUCCUGGGAUGAAUAGCAUUGAGCAGGGAAUGGUUGGACUGAAGAUCGGUGGAGAUGUCACAACUUCUGCUGUGAAAACAGUGGGUUCUGUGGUGAAUAGUGCCGGGAUGACGGGUGCUUUAACUGGCAAUGGUGGAUCAGGUAUAAACUUGCCAGUCUCCAAGCCAACUUCUUGGGCUGCUAUUGCUAGCAAACCAGCAAAACCUCAGCCCAAGAUGAAAACAAAAAGUGGGCCUGUAAUAGGAGGGGCUUUGCCUCCACCACCUAUUAAACACAACAUGGACAUAGGUACUUGGGACAAUAAAGGUCCUGUGGCCAAAGUUCCAACUCCUCAGCAGAUCCCUUCUCCUCAAUCAGUCCCUCAGCCACAAAUUAUUCAGCCUAUUCCUGCCCAGCCGCCUCCAUUGGCCCAACUGCCAUACCAGAACCCUCAGCCGCCGCCACCUCAAAACCGGUGGGUGGCACCUCGUAACAGAAAUGCAGCUUUCGGCCAAAGUGGAGGAACUGGUAAUGAGAGCAACUCACCUGGCAGUAUCCCAGCAAACUCUAUCCCUGGUGGCGAAUCCCAUCCUGUUCUUGAAAAACUGAAAGCUGCUCACAGUUACAACCCUAAGGAUUUUGAGUGGAACCUUAAAAAUGGACGUGUAUUCAUAAUAAAAAGCUACUCCGAGGACGAUAUUCAUCGUUCUAUCAAAUAUUCAAUUUGGUGUAGCACAGAGCACGGCAACAAGCGUUUGGACAGUGCUUUCCGCUCCAUGAACAGUAAGGGCCCAGUCUACUUGCUCUUCAGUGUCAACGGCAGCGGACACUUUUGUGGAGUGGCAGAAAUGAAGUCACCAGUGGACUAUGGCACCAGUGCUGGCGUCUGGUCUCAGGACAAAUGGAAAGGGAAGUUUGACGUCAAGUGGAUCUUUGUGAAAGAUGUGCCCAACAACCAGCUCCGACACAUCCGGCUGGAGAACAAUGACAACAAACCAGUUACAAAUUCCCGCGACACUCAGGAGGUGCCCUUAGAAAAAGCAAAACAAGUGCUUAAAAUUAUUGCUACAUACAAGCACACAACCUCCAUCUUUGAUGACUUUUCUCAUUAUGAGAAGCGCCAGGAAGAGGAGGAGGUGGUGCGGAAGGAACGUCAGAAUCGAAAUAAACAAUAAGAAUAAACAUAUAUGGUUUGCUAAAUAUAUAUAUAUAUAUAUACAUAUAUAUAUAUACUAGAACUGGUAUUAAAUUUGAUUAUGAAAAAUGGAAUCUUUUUUUAAAGUGUUCUGGUGCUGUAUUCUGGCAUCAGGAGACUGUAAAGCUUUCAGCUCCCAUAUCUUUUUGUGCAGGGGAAAUUAAAUUGUUGCAUCUUUUAAGUACAUUGUAGUGUGUUUUGGUUUUUUUGCCCAGGUGAAUAUGUUAAUUUGUAUCUUUUCUAUGUAAAAUGCUGUAGAAUCCAUUAAUAAAGGUGUUACUUGGGGUUUUUUUUCCCAAUUUUUUUAAGUUGGUUAAAUAAGUUUAUUUAGUAUAUUAUAAUUGAACAUUCUGAAAUAUUAGUGUUUCCCAAAGAGUUUACUUCAGCACAAAUUAUGUUUCUAAUCUGGAAAUCACCAUAAUUCUAUAUUUAUGUACUACAGAUCCUCAUGUCUCACCAUCCCCACAAUUGUCUUGAUUCUUCAUGGCAAGCAAAAAAACGAACGUAUUGAUUUCCUCUGGUCAUAUUUUUAGCUUGCUUGGAGAAAUGCCACAUGCAUGUCAAAGGCAUUGACAUCAAUACAGCAAGUUCAGAUCACUUUAUAGAGUUCACCUUUUUAUCUGUUUAUCUGAUCUGUUUUUUUAAUGCUGAAAAUACACUUUUUUGUCUAAUCAAAAAACCAAAAAGGCAUAAUUCACCAGGAUAACUUGUGCAAACAGUGUUGUUAAACUUUGCACAAAUGCACAGUUAUGCACUUGCAUAAUUCACAAUGAUUUUAGUGAGGCUUGCAUGAGAGAUAUUCCCCAUGGGCUGUGCCUUACAUUGUCUAAAAACAGACUUCUUUCAGAUUUGGUGAACCUGUGCUCUUCAGUGGGCAUCUACUAUAGACCAUAUCCUGCAACAAAAAGGUGCAAGUUUUCCCCUCUGCCAUCAUCUUUGUUUUUUGUUUGUAAUUAAAUAAUGUUGUCAACAUUGCAGGGGUUGGGGGGCAAUUUGACUUUUUAAGGCUGGUUUUCAGCUUUCUAAUAGCCAUUGAAUGCAGAUGAUUUUUAAUCUCUCCCCCCACCCUCGCUUUUUGAUUCUCCACCUCCUCCCUCAAAAAGUGUCAUUUAAAAUCUUAUACCAAUAAUGGUGAGCUUUAAUAUAGAAUCUUAGUACAGACUCAUAUGAUGGAUUAUGCUUCAGAUGUUUAAAAUUGACAGUGUAUGUGUCUAUAUAUAUUUUUUUCUGUUGGAUGAGUAAAAACAACUGUUUUAAGAAAUGGGAUUUGCUGUCAUGUUUUUGUGGAAUGAGGGAGCUGUCGAAGAACUGGCCACCAACUGGAGUUUCAAAAUUAAGCAUGAAUUCUUAGUGCUCAUGCCUGUUGCUUUAGCACACCGAAUCUGCACGUGUUUAUCGUAGAGGAUCUUUUACUUAUAUUAGAAAACAAAUAUCUUCUGAAAACUAUUUACUCGAGGACCUCCAAUUUAAAUGAAAGUUUAAGCUGUAUCAUUUAGACUUGUAUUUAGAACAUAUAGCUUUGUCUCUGAACUGUUACUUCUGGUGUAAGGAGUAAUGGACAGCAUCAGAUUAACUUUUUCCUCUAGGAGAACACAAGCCUUAAUAAAUAUUACCUACUUAGCAA
Molecule: messenger RNA, 3487 nt
Organism: Hemicordylus capensis (graceful crag lizard)
Lineage: Eukaryota; Metazoa; Chordata; Lepidosauria; Squamata; Cordylidae
Gene: YTHDF1
Product: YTH N6-methyladenosine RNA binding protein F1
Exons: 5
Coding region: 311-1843 (510 amino acids)
Biological process (GO): mRNA destabilization
Cellular component (GO): cytoplasm
Molecular function (GO): N6-methyladenosine-containing RNA reader activity; mRNA binding
Source: RefSeq, a predicted model, not a curated record